Messenger RNA from Coffea eugenioides, 591 nucleotides. Its product is annotated as probably inactive leucine-rich repeat receptor-like protein kinase At5g48380. The transcript has a single exon. Gene Ontology annotation, molecular function: ATP binding; protein tyrosine kinase activity. The coding region runs from base 1 to 591 and encodes 196 amino acids. Gene Ontology annotation, biological process: protein phosphorylation. The record is from RefSeq and is a predicted model, not a curated record. NCBI's taxonomy places the organism in Eukaryota, Viridiplantae, Streptophyta, Magnoliopsida, Gentianales, Rubiaceae.
AUGUCGAAUGGAAACCUCCAUGAUCUCCUCUUUUCUGCUCAAAACGGCAAGGUCAAGUGCAUAGAAUGGCCUAUGAGGGUGAAAAUAGCAGUUGGGAUUGCGAGAGGACUUUCAUGGCUUCAUCAGGUUGGAGUAGUACAUAGCAGCAUUUGUUCAAGAUGCAUAUUGCUUGAUCAUAGUUGUGAACCCAAGAUAUCCAACUUUGGAAGUGCAAAACUUUUGAAAUCGAACUUUACUUCUUCGAGUUGGAGAACUGUGGUAGAUAAUGAAGUAUGGGCGUCGGGUUCGUUUAAGAAGGAUGUCUAUGAGUUUGGAGUUGUGCUUCUUGAGUUAAUUGCUGAAAAGGAAUUUAGCCAAAUGAAUGGUUAUCUGAAGAGUUUUGAAGGUCUUGAUAUGGUCGAAUGGACAUUUCAGAACUCCAAACCAUGCGAUUCGGAUGAGAUUAGGCAAGCAUCUGAAAACGAGAUCCUUGAGUUUGUUAGAGUUGCAGUUGACUGCAUUCAAUCUAAUCCGGCAAGAAGGCCAUCCAUGCUAGAAGUGUACAAAACAUUGAGCAAAAUCACUGGGAGAUCAGGACUCGCAAAUGAUUAA